UAGUAACACGUAAUUUUAUAUGGCAAGACCUAAAUCAUAUGACAGUCUGCUUAUUGUAAAGGUUUUUCAGUCGAUAAAAAUGGCUGUGAAAAUGGUCGUUUUCUGGUGUUCCCUCGUCCUUUUUAUAGUCGGCUCUAAUGCCGCUGGGGAAUUCGACGUGAUUCACAGCCCUAAAUCCCUAAGCUUUUUUGGAUCCAGUAAGAUACCUGAAAGUCUCUUGAAAGAAGUGUUUUCCGCUGCUUUAGGACUGUCGGUUGAAGAGGGUACUGAAUGGGAUGGCAUGAUCAUUCUUGAUCCAUUCACUUUACCUGAAGCUGUAGUUGAAGUGUAUGUAGAUGGAGUUCCCAGCCUCGGUGAGACUAUUGAGCUUAAAUCAAAUGCCUUCCCGUUGACUGUGGACGAAUAUGAACCGGAUACUUUUGAAGCAGUUAAGCACAGGAUCCAGCAGCGCUUCAGCAAUGGACACAGUAGGCUCCUCAAGAUCAAGCUUACUGAUGUCAAUCAGUUGUCAUCAGGGGUGUUUGCAGACGUCAAAGUACCCAAGAAUCUUAAGCUGUCCCUGAGCCACUUGAAAUACUCAGUGGAAGAAGAUAGUGCAUUCCUUAAUGAGCUUGCAGCAUUGAAAGCUGUCACUGAAAAGAUUAAUUCCGGUAUCGUCUCAGGGGACAAUAUCGUCGAUUUUUACAAUUUCCGCUUCCAAUCGCUCCACGCCUUGUCCGACUUCCACGGCCCCAACUCUUUACAAGUCAAGGAAGCCAAAAAGCUUUUAGGGUCGGCGAUCUCUGAGCUGAGCGCGGCGUUCGCGGCGGCGUACGACGGCGCGGUGCUGGUGACGGCCGUGGCCACCGACGUGGCGCACACGCGCCGCACCGUGCGCGCCGCGCCCAGCGCCGCGCCGCAACAACAGCAGCGCUCGCUGAGUUCGGAAGACAGCUACUCUGAAGACUACUCGGCCAUCUUCAACAUCAUCUUGUGGUUCGGCCUCGUGUUCGCCUUCGCCCUGGUGGCCAUCGUGUACGCCAUCAUGGACAUGGACCCGGGCAGGGACUCCAUCAUCUACCGCAUGACCAGCACCAGGAUGAAGAAGGAUAAUUAGAUCCUUGUUACACUCGUAUAUCUUGUUGUUAGUUCGUGCAUUGUGAACUUACCGUUAUUAACCGCCCAUAAGAAUUCACAAUUUUUAACUCUGGUAAUAUAUUUAAAGCGUCAUCCAGUGUUGAAUGUCAGGGCGGUUAAAGAAAUCUGCCACACACAUGCUGAUACUCAACUUCUAUUUCUAUAGGGUAGGCAGUUCUACGAUCACAAAAUGGGUUAAGUUCCUACCAACACACUUGAUCCUUGUGGCUGAAAUGUUCUUGUUUCUUAACUAAUAAUUGUUAUUUGUACAAAAUAAGUAUAACUUAGAGUUAUAUUAGAGUUAAAAGUAAAAACUUGAAAGGAAUUUUAUUUAUUUGCGAAUAGUUGUAAAUAUAAAUCCUAAUUGUUUUCAGUGCUAUAUUUAUUGGAAUUUGACGGUGUAUUUGUCGUAUUAUCAUUUGUUAUACCUCUCUUUUUUUAAACAGUAUUAAAUUUACACAUCAAAUUUGUUGCUGCGAUUGUCCUUGUUCGUGAAAUAAAUAUAUACAUUCCUCCUAAAA
Messenger RNA from Cydia amplana, 1637 nucleotides. RefSeq names its product ATPase H(+)-transporting accessory protein 2 (gene ATP6AP2). Gene Ontology annotation, cellular component: external side of plasma membrane; membrane. Gene Ontology annotation, biological process: positive regulation of Wnt signaling pathway. Lineage: Eukaryota; Metazoa; Arthropoda; Insecta; Lepidoptera; Tortricidae. The record is from RefSeq and is a predicted model, not a curated record. The transcript is spliced from 8 exons. The coding region runs from base 20 to 1096 and encodes 358 amino acids. Gene Ontology annotation, molecular function: signaling receptor activity.